Dendrobium catenatum is the source of this 885-nucleotide messenger RNA. RefSeq lists its product as uncharacterized. The transcript has a single exon. NCBI's taxonomy places the organism in Eukaryota, Viridiplantae, Streptophyta, Magnoliopsida, Asparagales, Orchidaceae. The record is from RefSeq and is a predicted model, not a curated record. The coding region runs from base 136 to 780 and encodes 214 amino acids.
GUUCCUGCAAAAAAAAUUUCAUUUCAAAUAAAUUUUGCAGUCCUAUCUUUCCCCAAAUAUAAACAAAGCCCAAUUAACUCUCCGCCUCCGCCUUUUAUUCAUUACUCUCCGCCAUUAGAACUUCUAAUACCCCAUAUGGCGCUCAAGUUUCUAAGCUUGCAGAUGCUUCUCUGGUGCUUCAACCCAGAUGGCCCGCCGCGCCCUUCUCCAACUCCGCCGUCCGGGCCGUCGACGGCGAGGCUUAUUGGGCUGGACGGGCGGGUCACCGUGUACAAAAGGCGGGUCAAGGUGGCGGAUCUGAUGAGGGAGCACACGUGUCAUCUAGUUUGCCGCUCCGAUUCCUUCUUUAUCGGGCAGAAGGUUCCUGCGCUCUCUGAAGCUGACGAGCUUCAGCUGGGCCACAGCUAUUUCCUUCUUCCAAGCCAGUUCUUUCAGUCUGUGCUUUCCUUUGUCACCAUAGCCUCGUCGCUGGCUAAGGGCGGUAGGGGUUCUCUUAGGCAUUUCGACAUACACCUUACGGACACGGGAAAGUUGCAGAUACGGAUUGGGGAGGAGGAGGAGGAAACUAAAAGAGGCCGGCCUGUGUGCACGACGCUUGCUUUGGAGAAGGAAUACGAGCAGCUUGUGGGGUGGAAGUCGCGGCAAUGGAAGCCGAAGUUGGAGAGGAUUGUUGAGGUGCCGGAGAAGAGGAGGAGGAGGGGAGGGAAGAUCAGGUUUGGGCUUUUUGGUGGGUUUAGAAGAAAGAAGGGUGAUUUUUCUUUGACUAAGGUUGCUUUGUAGUUGAAGAAGAAGUAGCAGAAGAAGAUGUGAAUAGCUUGAUUUUGCCUUUUGUUAAUUAUUAUUAACUUUUUUUUUAAUUUCCUGAAUUAAUGUUUUAUUUUUUUA